AUGAGAUUAAAUUACUUUACAAUUGCUGUUAUGAUCAAUGCCUUAGUUCUUCCACCUGAAUGGCCAAACAUUGUUAAACCUACAUUAUUUUCACUUAAAGAAACAAAACUGAAAUUACUAACAUCAUUGCAAUCAUUAAUGCCUCAAGAUACUCCUUAUUAUAAUGUAUCCAUUUCCAGUUUGCCAACAAUUGAUGAUGUUGAUAAACAAAACAUUGUUGAUCCACAAACAGAGAAUAAUAAUAUUUCAUUAAUGUUUAUUCCUCGAGAAUUAAUUAAUCCAACCAUGUUUCAAACUUUAGGACUUGCUAAUCUUUUCUCCAACUGGCAUGAAUUGGUUGAAGGAAAUGGAAAAACUCUGGCAGACUUAUUAUCCAAGAGUCGUUGGUUAAAUCUAACUGCGUUUGAUCAAUUAUUAAUACCUGAAUCAUUUAAAACGUUUUUUAUUUUCAAUACAUUAGGUACUACUACUUCUACACCAACCAUGACAUCAUCAUCGUCAACAUUUUUGAAAAAUCCAAUCAUAUUUAAAAAAUAUGAGAAAGCCAAUACUGUGAAUAAUUUCUUAAGUAAAAGUAUUCCAUUUGAUAUGCCCAAUUUAUUAACAUUAGUGGACUAUUAUAUGGUUAUUCCUCUGCAUGUUAAGAAUUUUCAUAAUGAUCAUGAUAAUCCAUUGCAAGAAGUUAAAAAUUUAACAUCAUCGAUAUAUCAUAAGAGUUUGUUGAAUGUACCUGGUGAAUAUUUACCGAUAUUCAGGUCACAAUUGACUGAAAUGAAACCAACGAUUGUUUUUAUGUUUAAUGAAACCACAUCAUCAUCAUCAUCAACGGGCAAAGUGUCUAGCUUUGCUUAUGAAGACAAGUAUGGAUCAAGCCUUAACCAAGAAGGAAACAUGGAGGUUAGUGGUGGUGGUGGUGGUAGCCCUAUCAUUUCUAUUAAAAAUUAUUUGAGUUCCACAAGUAUAUCAUCAUUUUUCGAUAAAUUCGCUAAUAUUUGGUUGAAACAAGUUGAUUAUGAUUCAUUGAUUCACGCCGUUUAUUGUAAUGUGAAUUCACAAGAUCAACAAUCUAGUUAUUGUUUAAAAAUACAGAACCAAUUGAUUCAUAUUUUACCGGUAUUCAAAAAAAAACUUGAUUCCAAAAAAGAAGCCGAUCCAAAUGAUAAGCCGAAUGGGAUUGGAUAUGACUAUACCAUAGAUAUGAAUUCAAUACAACAAAACCCUGCAACAAAUUCUAAAAUGGAAGAAUUCCCUCAAGAAGAAGAAAUUCAAUCUCAGGCAAUCCGACAAUUACAUGAUAAAUUAAGGUUACAAAAGGACAAGACCAAAGGAGUAACAUUAGGUUUAGCUCAUGAACCGAAAAAAACCAUUGAAAAAAUUGAUGAAAAAUUCGAUGAUAAAAUCGAUAAUAAAAAGACAAAAAUAAUUGAUACUAAAGAUUCAAUAAAGGGGAAAUUAGAUGAUAAAAAAACCUCUGUUUUAAAACAUGUUGGAUCAAAAUUAGAUGGUCUUGAUGAUAAAACUGAUUUAUUGGCUGAUUCAGUAAAACGUAAAAAGCAUCAAUUUACAACUUAUAAAUUAAAACCACGAUUAUUUGAGAAAAAAAAAUCUGCAAAUACCAAAUAUGAACAUAUCGGGGUUGAUGAAACUUAUGAUGAUGACGUUAAUGCUUCUUCUUUAGAGGAUUGUGAUGAUAUUGAGGAUGAGAAUAUUAGAAAAUCUUCCAUAUACGUUGUUGAUGAUGACAAACAAUACAUAAAUAAGAGAAAUCAAGUCAUCGAACCAAAACUAGAUUAUUCAUUAUUAUCCUUCGCUGCUAAUGGUAUCCCUGAUGAAGGAAUAACAAUACCACUUUCAUCAUUAAAAUUUGAACAAGAACAAGAUGAAAAUUUGCAUACAUUAAACCUCCCACGUCAUAAAUCAUUUAGUCAAAUUAUUAAUUUGCAAACUGGUAAAACGUAUCGUAAAAAAAAAAGACAGAUCCCUUCUAUAAUGGACAAUAAUAUUAAUGACAAAAAUGAACCAUGUCAACCAAUCACUUGGUAUAAUAUAUUUCAUUACAGUAUAUUUGGAGAACCAAAAUUCUGUAAUGAAGAAAUUGAAACCAAAUAG
Messenger RNA from Candida dubliniensis CD36, 2109 nucleotides. RefSeq lists its product as uncharacterized. The record is from RefSeq and is a predicted model, not a curated record. The transcript has a single exon. The coding region runs from base 1 to 2109 and encodes 702 amino acids. Lineage: Eukaryota; Fungi; Ascomycota; Pichiomycetes; Serinales; Debaryomycetaceae.